This is a messenger RNA of Phragmites australis (common reed), 1616 nucleotides long. Its product is annotated as acyl transferase 4-like. The coding region runs from base 106 to 1395 and encodes 429 amino acids. The transcript has 2 exons. NCBI's taxonomy places the organism in Eukaryota, Viridiplantae, Streptophyta, Magnoliopsida, Poales, Poaceae. The record is from RefSeq and is a predicted model, not a curated record.
GCAUUCAUCAUGAACACAAACACACUAGCUCACGUACCGUACACGACCAAUCAAAGGGUAGCAAACUGAUCACGCGAAAAGAAGAUACAAGUACGUGUGUGCAGCAUGGGGAGCAUUGGGUUCCCGGUGACGAGGACGAGCAGGUCGCUGGUGGGGCCGUCGUCGGAGACGCCGCGGGAGACGCUGCGGCUUUCGGUGAUCGACCGCGUGGCGGGGCUGCGCCACCUGGUGCGGUCGCUGCACGUGUUCGACGGCGCCGCGGCGCGCGCCGCCGAAGGCGUUGAGCCGCCGGCGAAGACGCUGCGGGAGGCGCUGGGGAAGGCGCUGGUGGACUACCACCCGUUCGCGGGGCGGUUCGUGGAGGAGGAGGGCGAGGCGCGGGUGGCGUGCACGGGGGAGGGCGCGUGGUUCGUGGAGGCGGUGGCCGCGUGCACCCUGGAGGAGGUGAAGCACCUGGACCACCCCAUGCUCAUCCCCAAGGAGGAGCUGCUGCCGGAGCCGGCGCCCGACGUGAACCCACUCGACAUGCCGCUCAUGAUGCAGGUGACGGAGUUCACAUGCGGCGGCUUCGUGGUGGGUCUGAUAUCCGUGCACACCAUCGCCGACGGCCUGGGCGCCGGGCAGUUCAUCAACGCCGUGGCGGACUACGCGCGCGGCCUGCCCAAGCCCCGCGUGACCCCGGUCUGGGCGCGGGACCUCAUCCCGGACCCGCCCAAGAUGCCGGCGCCGCCGCCGCGGCUGGAGCUGCUGGACCUCCGCUACUUCACCGUGGACCUCAGCCCGGCCCACAUCGCCAAGGUCAAGUCCCGGUUCCUGGAGGCCACGGGCCAGCGCUGCUCCGCGUUCGAUGUGUGCGUCGCCAAGACCUGGCAGGCGCGCACCCGCGCGCUGAACCUCGAGGACGACGACCCCGCGCGGCCCGUGCACGCCUGCUUCUUCGCCAACACCCGCCACCUGCUCCCGGGCACGGCGGUGAGCGGGUUCUACGGCAACUGCUUCUACCCGGUGGCGGCGACGCGGGCCGCCGGCGAGGUGGCGCGCGCGGACGUGGUGGAGGUGGUGCGCACCAUCCGGGACGCCAAGGCGCGGCUGGCGUCCGACUUCGCGCGGUGGGCGGCGGGGGCGUUCGAGCGGGACCCCUACGAGCUGACCUUCACCUACGACUCGCUGUUCGUGUCGGAUUGGACGCGGCUGGGGUUCCUGGAGGCGGACUACGGGUGGGGCGCGCCGGCGCACGUGGUGCCCUUCUCGUACCACCCGUUCAUGGCCGUCGCCAUCAUCGGCGCGCCGCCCGCGCCCAAGGCCGGUGCGCGCGUCAUGACCAUGUGCGUCGAGGAGCGGCACCUACCCGAGUUCCAGGAACAGAUGAACGCGUUCGCCGCCGGAAACCAGUAACCCAUCUUGUCCGUCAUCAAGCACGUACUCGGAAUAUUAUUCUAGCUUGCUACUUAUAUGCGUGAGUGAAUUAAUGGAUUUGCGUGUAAUUUGGCUUUUAAAUUUGGCACUAAUAGCGUUGUAAUCCAUACUCGAUCGGACACGUGAACCAAGUACCUGCCCCCAAAAAUAUAAUGGCGGGUAGCUUUUAUAUUAUGCACCUUUAUAAUUUUUUAUUUCUA